Molecule: messenger RNA, 3111 nt
Organism: Selaginella moellendorffii
Lineage: Eukaryota; Viridiplantae; Streptophyta; Lycopodiopsida; Selaginellales; Selaginellaceae
Product: rho GTPase-activating protein 7
Exons: 21
Coding region: 431-2914 (827 amino acids)
Biological process (GO): signal transduction
Source: RefSeq, a predicted model, not a curated record
UCGGCCUGACCGUGGAAGACGAGCACUGUUUGCCCGGGGAGUGGUGUUUGGCCUCUUGUUCCAGUAGGGCGCAGGGCGCGCAGCGUCUGGAGGAAGACAGGGCGUGGAGGAGCUGCGGCUAUGGCGAUCUAGUCCUGUUGCGGCGAGAUUCUUGUUGCUAGGCCCUCGGAUCCUCGGAUUCCCGCGGCUGGAGCUGGAAUCCUUGGAAUUCUGGCUUGGAUUUCGUAGGAUUGGGCCGGGGCGGCGCGGGCGAGAUAAGAUGUUGUCCAGCAGGGAUUCCAGGAUUUCUCGCGGCGUGGUAGGGUUUGGAAUCGAGCAAUGCAGGUGAAAUAUCGUCACGGGAAGUAUGUAGGGUAGAAUUCGCGAGCAAGACUCUUCGAUUCGUCCGGUCAUGAGACGCGGUUUUGGAGUAGCAGCAUUCUAGCAAGCAAUGGUGACGCCAUUCGAGCGGCCACGAACUCGGUCAAACGCUGUCUUCAAGAGUGGCCCGCUGUUGAUUUCUUCCAAAGGUUUGGGAUGGAAGUCAUGGAAACGACGGUGGUUCAUACUUACGAGGACGUCACUAGUCUUUUUCAAGGACGAUCCGAACGUUCUUCCGCUACGAGGAAGCGAAGCAAGCAUGACGUUGGGUGGAAUCGAUCUCAAUAAUUCCGGGAGUGUUCUUGUUCGUGCCGAUAAAAAGUUGCUCACUGUAAUGUUCCCUGAUGGCCGAACUGUUACCCUCAAGGCCGAGACAUCGGAGGAUGUGGAAGAAUGGAAGGUAGCCCUCGAGCGAGCGCUUGCUGCAGCCCCUAAUGCCGCAUUGGUAGUGGGGCACGAUGGGAUUUUUCGCAACGACUCUAUUGAUGUGAUUGAAACAUCGACUGAAUUAGGGAAAGAUAGAAGAUCCGUCAAGUCAAUGGUUGUCGGUAGACCGAUUUUACUUGCUUUGGAAGACAUUGACGGUAGUCCAUCGUUCCUGGAGAAGGCUUUGUGCUUCAUUGAGCGUUAUGGAGUCAAAGCGGAGGGAAUUUUACGUCAGUGUGCUGAUGUGGAAGAGGUGGAGCAUCGUAUUCGCGACUAUGAACAAGGAAAAACUAGCUUCUCACCAGACGAAGACGCUCAUGUUGUGAGUGACUGCAUAAAGCUUGUACUUAGGGAGCUCCCUUCCUCUCCCGUGCCGACUCCUUGCUGCACCGCACUUCUUGAAGCUUAUAGGCUUGAAAGCAAAGAAGCUCGCAUUACGUCAAUGCGGUUGGCAGUUGCUGACACGUUUCCCGAGCCUAAUCGUCGGCUUCUACAAAGAGUCUUAAGAAUGGGUCGGGCUAUCGCCGCACAUACUUCAGACAACCUGAUGACGGCUUCAGCGGUUGCUACUUGUAUGGCACCUUUGCUUCUUAGACCCCUUAUAGCUGGCGAAUGCGGUCUAGAGGAUGAUUCGGACAUAAGCGGUGACCAUGCUGCACAGGUUCACGCCGCUGCAGUUGCUGCUAACAAUGCCCAAGCCAUCGUGACAACAUUACUGGAAGAGUAUGACAAUAUUUUUGAGGAUAAUGAUCAACAGGGGCCUCCCUCGCCCGAGAUGUAUCCUAACCUGGAAGGCAGCGAGAGCGGAGAGUCAUCCGAAGAAGAAGUUCUACAAAUGCACGAGACCGAUGGCUAUCACGACGCGGAAAAUGACUUGGAUGCUCAACCGGACGAGGAUCCAGAACGUGUUCAUAGUGGCGCUCUUAGCGAGACUAGUAGCAAUGCUGGUAGUGAUACGUUCGACUACAAGGCUUAUGACGGUAAAGAGAUGGAGAAGGAUGCUUUUGGAGGGAAGCCACUGAAAGGGUGGUCCAAACCCAGUCAUCUGAGAAAUGAGAACAGAGGAAAUGAGGUGCUUUGGGAAGAUAGUGGACGUUCUGCAACAACACCGAAACUCGAUCUUUUAAGCGCUCGUAAGCCCUCCUCCAAGCUGCAUGCUUCGACAUCUGGCAGCCAGGCUAGCUCCAGGAAUGAACCUGUUGAUGGCUCUGCUGAUGAGGAAGCGGCAAUUCAACGGUUGGAGCUUACUCGAAGCGAGCUUCGGGCUAAGAUUGCUAAGGAGGCUAAAGGAAAUGCAAUUCUUCAAGCGAGUUUGGAAAGACGAAAGCAAGCACUUCACGAUCGCCGGCUCGCUCUUGAACAGGACGUAGCAAAGCUUCAAGAACAGCUGCGAGUCGAACGAGAACUACGAACUGCUUUGGAAUCCGGGUUCAGCCUUUCAACUGGAGGAAGUAUGGACUCCCAGACUAGAGCUGAAUUGGAAGAGAUCGCAGUCGUUGAAGCAGACGUUGCAGAGCUGAAGAAGAAGGUUGCUGAACUACACAUACAGCUUAAUCAGCAGCGUCAACAGCAAGUAAGCUUGAUGCCGGAUACCUCUGAGCGCCAGCAGCGAUAUAAAAGUCUCCAAUCUCAGCAGAAGAUAUUGCAGCAAGAGUUGGACGUGACUCUAGCUUUGUGCCACCACGAAAGGCAACGGAACGACGAGCUCGAGAGUCAAACAGAUCAAGAUGCUUCGUCCCUCGAGCAUGUCCUGACGCAGCAACGCAAUGCACUGCUCGAAGCAAAGGAGGCUUUGAAGGCCGAGAGAGUUAGAGGCCAUGACCUCCGGAGGCGGACUAUUCAGCAAGAGAACUGGCAAGCGCUACAACCUCCAUCGGGGCCUUCAGCGAGGCAAUUCGCGUGGAAAAACCAGAACGAGAUGGCAGCAGCAGCGGCGGCAGCGGCAGUAGCAGCUCAGCGCCAUGCUCCGAGCCCGCUGGCCGAGCUUACGACACGCCUGGACUACUUCAAGGAGAGACGAUCACAUCUCUUGGAGGAGCUCCAUAGCCUGGAUCCAUCGCUGGCUGUGCCUCUCCGUCCGAGCGAGAGCGCAGCAUUGCCACCGGCAGCGCCAGUGCUGAGCCCCUGAUUCGAAGUUCUUUUUGGAGCUCCCAUUUUUGUUCUUGACAUCAGGAGCUGAUUGAUACGACGCCUGGUUUGUUGCUUUCACUCUCUCUCUCUCUCUUGAUGUGCUUAGCUUGUAAACAUUUAGUCUGUCACUAGCGUGCUUCACAUAUACUGAUCUUGUAAUGCAAUAUACCAGAAAUGUGAAUAUUCUUGGAUAUA